CCACCCUCCCUCCCCCCUUUAAUUUCCUAAUGUUCAUCAUUAUCAAAAACGCAACUCUAGAUACUCCUACGAUCCAUCAAAUUUUCUAUUAACACUUCAAUCACUCACCAAAAAUAUUCAUUAUUUUGUUGUCUCUUUUUCGAUCAUCUACCGACCGACCCUCCAACGCUAAAAUGCGCUAUCUUCUAUUUCCCUCCUCUCCUUUGAUCUUGUCUUGUUCUCUAACAGGCAAACAGCACUGAUUUUAGCGGGUUAUAUGUUUUUCUUUCUUUUGCGGUUUUCGAUGAUGCAGACUAGGGUUUGGCGACCUCGGAUCUUGUUAUCGAUGAUGAUUUAUGGAAGUCUUAUGUGCGCAACCGCCGCCGACUCUCAUACUGUUUCGAUUUGUCCAAUAGAGUCUGUCACAGAUUGGAUCUUUGGGUUUCGAGAUCAAAACUGCGUCGUUUCUGGUGCUAAUGAAUCUCCCUGUUUCGCUGGUGUCACCGAGGGAGACGAGAUUUCGUUACAAAAGGCACUUAGUUUAGUUCAGAAGAAUAGUCAUGAAUAUGUAGCUCUGCUUUUUUAUGCAUCAUGGUGCCCCUUCUCUGGUACUUUUAGACCAAGCUUCUCCAUCCUUUCCUCUUUGUACCCUGUGAUUCCCCAUUUUGCCAUUGAAGAAUCAUCCAUCAGGCCAAGCAUACUAUCCAAGUAUGGAGUUCAUGGAUUUCCUACUCUUUUCCUAUUGAAUUCUACGAUGCGUGUGCGCUAUCAUGGCUCACGUACUCUUGGCUCUCUUGUCGCCUUCUACAGUGAUGUUACCGGUAUCAAGACUGCAUUCCUGGACGAAGGAUCAGUGGACAAAAUUGGACGAGUAUCACACCAUGAAAAAUAUGACACACCUGAGCAAGAAAGCUGCCCGUUCUCAUGGGCAAGAUCUCCGGAGAAUUUGUUAAGGGAGGAGACAUAUUUGGCCCUGGCGACAACAUUUGUGCUUCUGAGGUUGUUUUACUUGACUUUCCCAACCAUGCUUGCAUUUGCACAAUUUACUUGGAGGAGACACGUGCAGAACAUGAGACUGGGGAGCUUGUUAGAGCAUCCUCGGGCUUAUCUGAAUCUUAAUCGAGCAAUACAGCUAUUUAAUUCCCUGAAGGAGCCAUGCAAGAAGAGUAAUUUGCAGGAAGGGGCAAUGAAUGCAAGGGCUUGGGCUUCCAAGUCCCUUGCUACUGUUUCAAUAGGGGAUGCAAGCACCAGUAGGGGUGCACCUGUGAGUGAAUGUCGUUGAGCUUUUCUCUGGCGGAGGAAUGGAUAUUCCACUUGUCAAAAAAGGUGGGAGGGGCUGAAUAGGGAUGUUCCAACAGAAAAUUUGUUCGGACAUUCUGUUUAUGCCGAGCGGGCUUUGGUUCAAGAUCAUCUCGGCAUUCCUGAUGGUAGUGUCAGCAUUUGUGACGACGAAGCAUGUUGACGAUGUAGUAAUACGUCUUCCAUUUGUUUAUAAUUUAGAAUACAAUUUAUUUAGCGUUCAUGAAGAAAUAAUUGGAACUCAAUUUGUGAAUAGACUGUACAUGAGACUCAGAUGUCUUGUCGCCUUUUCUUUUCCAAAUAAGCAAGCAUGUCAAUCUGCGUUUCAUACGAUAUUUUGAAAAUUUUGACACUACGACGAGAUUGCCCUCGCAAAUUUGUAACUUUUUUGGAGAAUGUAGUGAUACUUUUUUUAAUGUAUAAUGUUUUUUUGUGGAUUC
Populus trichocarpa (black cottonwood) is the source of this 1718-nucleotide messenger RNA. RefSeq names its product 5'-adenylylsulfate reductase-like 4. NCBI's taxonomy places the organism in Eukaryota, Viridiplantae, Streptophyta, Magnoliopsida, Malpighiales, Salicaceae. The transcript has 4 exons. The record is from RefSeq and is a predicted model, not a curated record. Bases 257 to 1261 code for a protein of 334 amino acids.